AUGAGCAUGAGCGACUCUUGGGAAGACAAGGUGGCCGCGGUCCGCCAUCACCGUGAUGCUUCGCUGCAGAAAGUCAGCCCCCCACUGGCGCUUGAUGCUCUGCCCUCCCCGCUGCCGCUCAAUUCGCAAGGCAUCCCCAAGCUGCUUCUGACGCCGCGAGAGAUCGAAAUCACCGAGAACUACACGGUCAAACAGCUCCUGGCCAAACUACGUAGCAGGCAGAUAUCGGUGGAAGAAGUGACCCGGGCUUUCUUGCGUCGAGCAGCCGUUGCUCAAGCCAGUGUGAAUUGUCUGACCGAGUUGCUGUGGGACUUUGCCAUCGAACGAGCCAGAUACCUGGACUCUCUGCCCGAGCCCCAAGGCGCGCUCUUUGGCUUACCCAUCUCGACCAAGGAGCAGCAUGGAAUGAGAGGCGAGAACGUCACCACGAACGCGUCGUAUGUGGCCUGGAUCGACCGAAAGCCCGGCUCGAACCAGAUCUAUGAUAUCCUCUGGGAUGCCGGCUGCGUCUUUUAUGCCAGAACCACCCAACCGCAGACUGUCAUGCAUCUGGAGACCAACAGUAAUAUCUACGGCCGUACGUUGAACCCCUAUAACCGAGACCUGACCCCGGGAGGUAGUAGUGGUGGCGAGUCCGCUCUCAUCGGUAUUCGCGGCAGCAUUUUGGGUGUUGGGGGAGACAUUGGUGGUAGCAUCAGAUUGCCCGCGGCUCAUUGCGGCAUCUACGGCUUCAAACCGACUUGCAAACGCAUUUCCGCCGGCGUCCCAGGCAGAGAGUCGAUCCUCUCAUCUUACGGGCCCAUGACUACCGAUAGAGACGCCAUGGAGCUCUUUAUGCAAACCCUCCUCGCAGCCAAGCCCUGGCUGGUGGAACCAUCGCUGACGUUCAAGCAAUGGAUCCCGUAUCAGUUCGAUCGGCCUCUGAAGAUCGCGGUGCAGUGGUGGGACGGUGUGGUCAAGCCGCACCCGCCCAUCAUUCGUGCCUUGACAGAGGUGGCGGCGGCUUGCAAAGCGGCUGGUAUGGAAGUGGUGGACUGGGACUGCGACGGCUUGCAGCAUGACAAGGCGUGGGAGAUCAUCUCUUCCCUCUACUGGCCAGAUGGAGGUGCCGAGGCCAUGGGCCGCAUCACCGGCGCCGGAGAGCCUGUCCUUCCUCUGACCAAGUUCAUCAUCGAGGAGCAGCCGAGUGUCAAGCGACUCAGCAUUGAAGAGCUCUGGGAGCGGACCGAACAGAGAGACGCGUACCGGGCUUUCUACGCCCGGGCUUGGACCGCGACCGGCCAAGACGGUCGGGAGGUAGAUGUCAUUCUCGGGCCGGCUUCAUUUGGAGCGGCCACGCCUCACGAUCAGUCCAGGUACUGGGGAUACACGUCGCAGUGGAAUCUUUUGGAUUACCCGGGGGCCGUCUUCCCCGUCACCACGGUCGACCCGGCCCAAGAUGCCAAAGAUGAGACGUACGUGCCGAAGAACGAGCAGGACAAGUUCUGUUACGAGCUGUACACGCCUGAGCGGUACAAGGAUGCUCCGGUUAGCCUGCAAAUCAUUGGCAGAAGGAACCACGACGAAAAGGUGCUCGCGGCUCUAGUGGAGAUAGAGAAAGCCUUGGGCAGGCCGUAA
Messenger RNA from Capronia epimyces CBS 606.96, 1617 nucleotides. RefSeq lists its product as uncharacterized. The coding region runs from base 1 to 1617 and encodes 538 amino acids. The record is from RefSeq and is a predicted model, not a curated record. The transcript has 3 exons. NCBI's taxonomy places the organism in Eukaryota, Fungi, Ascomycota, Eurotiomycetes, Chaetothyriales, Herpotrichiellaceae.